Molecule: messenger RNA, 924 nt
Organism: Lolium perenne
Lineage: Eukaryota; Viridiplantae; Streptophyta; Magnoliopsida; Poales; Poaceae
Product: dirigent protein 22
Source: RefSeq, a predicted model, not a curated record
UACGUACGUUCUUCUCCCUCUGCUAGCUAGACCGAUUCCAUUCAGGGAUGGCCUCUUCCUCCUCGUUUUGUCUCUUGCUCUUGCUGCCAACGAUCCUAGGCAUGGCUGGUGUCUAUGCCCAAAUUGCUCCAGCUCCGAUUUGCAUGCGUCCCUGCCCAAGUGAGGUUAACCUGCACCUAUACCUCCACCAGUUUGUUGCUGGACCGAACCACCCAAACCGCAAUGAGGAAUUCCUCAUAUCCCCAGCAAAUGCCUUUGGCUUUGGUAAUACACUCGUCCAUGAUUGGACCAUGACCAGAACUACCAAUCCCAGUGAUACAAUCAUCGCACGUGUGCAAGGCACUCACAUCCAAGCUGGGACAACAAAUGCUAACCACUGGUACAUCUCGCAGAACAUAGUGUUUCAGAGUGACAGGUUUGCAGGGUCCACACUUCAGGUGAUGGGGAGAUUAACCGAAAAUAAUGUUGGCCAAUGGUCUAUCGUCGGUGGAACCGGAGAGUUUCUGAUGGCCCAGGGUAUUAUCAACUACAAGAUGGAUCCGGCUUCUAACAAGGACGACGCUAUUAGAGAACUUAAUAUUCGUAUAAUCUACGAAGCAAAUGUUGCAUGAGCUGCUCGUUAUGGUGAAUUAUGCAUGCCGCAAAACGAAGCCAUUGGGAAGUGAGUGUUAUGGAAAUAACGUGGGUUCAUGCAUGGAUUGCUCUGCAGUGAAAUUUUCGACUACUAGUGUGAUCAAUUUUCUAGUACCUUUUUGUAUUUUUUUCUCUUCAAUAAGGCUUGGGUUUCAGUGAUGGGAUUGUCUACCCAAAAUCCAAGCCCCGUCUAUUCCGGUGUUGUCUAUGUAAUGCAUAGUUAUUGUGUAAUUUAGACCUCCCCUCAUGGCUAUGGUUCCCAAAUAAUGAAAUGUACUCCCUUCAUAUAGA